Molecule: messenger RNA, 1023 nt
Organism: Cuscuta campestris
Lineage: Eukaryota; Viridiplantae; Streptophyta; Magnoliopsida; Solanales; Convolvulaceae
Source: the annotation of a GenBank genome assembly
UCCUUACAAUUUGCAUAUUCUACAUGCCUGCCUUUUCAAUCCAUCUUAUUUCUCUGCGGAAAAAUCCAAUUCGAAUCUGUAUUUCACGUCGGCUUUGGCUAGGCGUUCCAUGGCGGUGUUGACAUAGUCCAUCGGCACAAUCUCAACAUCGGGCGUGAUGUUAUGUUGGCUUGAGUCUCCUUAAAUUUAUUCCAGCAAUGCCACUUCCUGCAACCAAUUUUCUUCCAGCAAUCCACAAUCAAAACAUGAAAUUAAUGUCAUUUAGUUCAUUUUAGAUCAAUGCCAAAGCAGAGCAGAGAUAUGUACAACACGUGAAUGGAAGUGUGGCUAAUAUUACAUACCCAUGAUCAAGGAAAAUGCCAACAAGUCAAGGAGUUUCUCCGGGAGACCAACCAAUACAAGCUUACCAUUGGUCUUCAAUAAGCUUAGUAGUGGCAUAAGAGGAUGAACUGUUCAAACUGUGUAUAUUAUCCCAUUAAGUGUGCUCAUUAUAGCCUUUUUUCUAUAUAUACCAAAACCAAUUAUAAACCAUAUCAUCAUCAGAAUUGUUAGCGAAAUGAAUAAUAAUACUCUCUAAUUAUGAAUAAAUUAAUCAUAACUUACCCGCAUUUGUUCAGGGUCACAACUGAUCAAGAAGCAAUCAACACCAAAACGUUCUAUGGACUCUUGUUUUUUGUUGGCAGAGGUGCUGAUGACAGUAACCCGAAGGCUUUGGUGUACUUGACAAAAACCUUGGAUGAGGGGGAGCGCGAUGAACAAAGUGAUUCUGAUAUACCCCGAGUAACCACCAACGACUCUAAAGUCCUUAAACAAAUCAACGGAAUAAUGGCCAAGUGUUAUGAUCCUUUUUGGAGUGAAUUUAUCACCAUUAAAAAUCAUGACCUAACCAUAAUGUCCUUGGAUCCUUCCCCACCUUGAGGCCGAACCCCAACCCUGGCCAAAACCACCACACCCUAAGUAUCCAAACCAACCUUUAAAAACACAACCCAACCCUCCUCUUCUGCCCUCACCUUUGGCCGAAAU